Molecule: messenger RNA, 683 nt
Organism: Rhizophagus irregularis DAOM 181602=DAOM 197198
Lineage: Eukaryota; Fungi; Glomeromycota; Glomeromycetes; Glomerales; Glomeraceae
Source: RefSeq, a predicted model, not a curated record
UUUUUUGUUCAGAAAUUUCUAGAACGUUAUUAGGCGGAGAAUAUAAACUUUCGAAUAUCGAUGUUGGGGACAAAUAAAAUCGGACUAGAGUUAGAAUAUCGUGUUAGUAUAUAGAUAGCUUAGCCUUAGAUGAACGAAACACCGGCAGGCAUUAGUGUAGAAACUUUGUAAAACAAGUUUAUGUAUUACGAAUCUUGUGAUUUAUUUUUUACAUCAAUAAAUCAGUAAUUCCGAUGAGGAUAUUACCUCGUUUUUUUAUCUAUGCUAACGAACUUUUGAAUUAUUCCAUCUUAUAUAAAAAAUUAUUAUCGAACAUGCAAUCCACUGAUUCAUUGAGAGAAUUAAAUGCCAAGCUCCUAGCUGAGAUCGCCAAACUUAGGAAAGAGAAUGCUGAGAUUCCUGAACUUAGAGAGAAGUUACUAAGAUUUGCUGAGGUUGAGGCUGAGAACGCGAAGCUGAGGCAAAUUAUUGAAGAGAAUGCAAGGCGUGAUUCUGAGAAUGCUGAACUCAAGUCUAGAGUCGGAGAGCUUGAGGCUAGACUUGCAUUAUUAGAACAGAGUUCAGCAGUGGAUGGGAUGGCGUUGUCAUUUGGUCAGACACAAAACGGUGAAGAAGCGAUACCAGUGGUGAUGGUACCAACUGUUGAUGUACCCGAUUCUGUGAUAGACCAACUCAGUAAUGAA